AUGCGUCAAAACAACCUCCUCCUGCUCCUAACCUCUAGCGCGUCCGUUGCUAUUGCCACAGCGCCUCGUGGGGUUUCUCCUGAAGAUGCGCGCCUCUACGCAGGUAGCGCCUUCACCUGCCUUACACACCCAUCCAUAACUAUUCCCACCUCCCAAGUCAACGACGACUUCUGCGACUGCCCCGAUGGCAGCGAUGAGCCGGGCACCAGCGCCUGCGCACACCUUCCCCAUAGCGCGCUCGCCAUCCGAGGCUUCCACUGCCGUAACGAACAGCAUACCCCGGCAUUCCUCCCUCUGUCGCGCGUCAAUGACGGUGUCUGCGAUUAUGAGAUCUGCUGUGAUGGCAGCGAUGAAUACGCGCACGUCGGCGGGGUUUCGUGUAAGAACCGGUGUGCGGAGAUCGGGAUCGCCGCAAGGAAGCUCCAGGCCGAGCGGGAGAGGCUGAGAGGUGAUGGAGUUAAAGGGUGGGCAGAACUGGUGAAAAAGGCGCAGAUCAUGAGGAAAGAGGCCGAGGAUGAGGUGAAGACAACAGAGGUGAAAAUUGAGGGAAUUGAGGGGAAGGUAAAGGGGCUUGAGAGGGAGCUGAGGGAUGCUGAGGAGAAAGAGAGACGACGAGUGGUUAGGGCACCCAAAGAGGGGGAGGGUGGAAAGGUGGGUGUUCUAGUUGGGACGGCCAAAGAGAGGAGUGAGGAAUUGAGAGCCGGGCUAGAGAAGGUGAGAGAAGAGAGGGAUGCGGCAUUAGAGAGGUUGAAGAAAGCCGAAGGAAUUCUGGCCGCGCUGAAGGAGGGGUAUAACCCCAACUUCAACGAUGAGGGCGUCAAGACCGCCGUCAGGGCGUGGGAGGAGUACCUUGCACAGGAAGAGACUUCCACAAAGCUCAAUGAUGCCGAAGAGAGGGACCUAGACGACCUUCUGGGUGAAGAUCCAGUCGACUGGGACGAGUUCCUCGAGGUCGACGAGCCGCAGAGUGAUCUCUACAAUAUCGAAGCCUACCUCCCGGAGAGCAUUAAAGUCUGGGUUCAUGACAAGCUCCACGACUUCCGCCAAAUUCUCGUCGAGAAUGGCAUCCUUGCCCCAGCCCCAGACACCCCCGGCAUAGAGUCUAAAGCUGUCAAUGCCGCCCGUGCCGCGCUCAAAACCGCCGAGUCCGAAGAACGCAAUAACCGCGCGCGCCUCACCGCCUUGAACGACGAUCUCAACACGGCCUAUGGCCACAAUGACGUCUUCCGCCCGCUUAAGGGAGAGUGUAUUGACGCUGACGUGGGUGAAUACAAGUAUGAGUUCUGCUUCCAUGGAAAGGCUCACCAGAAAUCGCUUAAGGACUCGUCGAGCACGUCGCUGGGUAGCUUUGCGCGUAUUGAGUAUACAACGCCGGAGGAUGUUGGUGGCCAGCAUGGGUUAUUUGAUGCUGGGUGGGAGGAGGCUCAUGAAGAGGGCCUCAGUGGUGUAGUAUUGAAGUAUGAUAAUGGGCAACAGUGCUGGAAUGGGCCAAAGAGGAGUGUCAAUGUCGAGCUCUAUUGCAGCGCAGUGAAUGAGCUCAGGAGUGUGCGGGAAGAGGAGAAGUGUGUAUAUAGGUUUGAGGUCGGAACGCCCGCUGUAUGUGGUGAUAGGGUGGAGGAUGCUAAGGGGGAGUCUAUGGAGGAGAGGGUGAGGGAUGAGUUGUAG
Messenger RNA from Morchella importuna, 1665 nucleotides. RefSeq lists its product as uncharacterized. The coding region runs from base 1 to 1665 and encodes 554 amino acids. The record is from RefSeq and is a predicted model, not a curated record. The transcript has 3 exons. Gene Ontology annotation, biological process: N-glycan processing. NCBI's taxonomy places the organism in Eukaryota, Fungi, Ascomycota, Pezizomycetes, Pezizales, Morchellaceae. Gene Ontology annotation, cellular component: glucosidase II complex.